Molecule: messenger RNA, 775 nt
Organism: Nannochloropsis gaditana CCMP526
Product: agmatine deiminase
Exons: 1
Biological process (GO): putrescine biosynthetic process
Molecular function (GO): protein-arginine deiminase activity; agmatine deiminase activity
Source: RefSeq, a predicted model, not a curated record
CAAACGGUGUACGCACACAUUGCAAACGCCAUCCAAGAACACGGGAGCGAGCAAGUGACGGUGGGAGUGCGGGCUGAGGACUGGGAGGAGGCCAGGGCGUUGCUGCACCCCGGGGUGCGCGUGGUGGAGAUGGAGUCGGACAGCGCCUGGGCGAGGGACUCGGGACCGACUUUCGUGGUGAGGGAUGACGGGGAGGAGGAGAUGCGGGAAGUGCGGGGUGUGGACUGGGCGAUGGGCACGGAAGGCCCGUGCGGGAGGGACCAACUCGUGGCGCGGAAGGUGCUGGAGGUGGAGAAGAUCCGGAGGUAUGCAGCCCCCUUAGUCAUGGGAGGGGGCUGUUUUCACGUGGACGGAGAGGGUACGUGUCUGGUCACAGAGGAAUCGCUCUUGUCGCCGACGCAGCGGCCAAGCCUGGCCAAGGAGGCGGUGGAAGAGGUCUUGCGGAGGUACCUGGGGGUGGAGCGAGUGAUAUGGCUGGAGAAAGGCGUGUACGGGGACGAGGACAGACAGGGACGCGUGGACAGCCUGGCUUGCUUCAAGGGCCCCGGGGAGGUGAUCCUUCACUGGACCGACGACGAGAUGGACCCGCAGUUCGACCGAUCCUGGUCAGCCUUUAUCCGCCUGACGCAAGCCACCGACGCCAAAGGCCGAGCGCUCCGGAUCCACAAGAUGCCCAUGCCUGGGCCCAUCUUCGACGAGCAAGGGGGUGUGGAGGGGUCGCUCCUGUCGGGGGCGGGCUGUACGCCUGCGGGAAGGGAGGAAGGAAAGGAGGGAG